CCAGACACAAAGGCAUCAUGGUACUGGGUGUCUUUGAUGGGAAACACCUGGAAAACCCUUGGAAAGGAUGUUGCAGAUACACAUCCCUACCUCCCUGGCUCAUUUGAUCAUGUCCCACGCAACAUCACUGAGAAGAUUAAUAGUGGGUAUAAGGCAUGGGAAUUCUGGCUGUUCCUCUAUGGACUUGGACCAGCGGUGUUGUAUAAGCAUUUGCCAGAUGAUAUAUGGGAACAUUUUUGCAGGCUUGUUCAUGCUGUCCGUUUCAUCUCCCAGCACUCAAUCUCACGCGACGAGCUCUGUCUAGCCAACAGAUUGUUCCUUGACUGGUCAAAAGAGUUCAAAAUGAUCUAUUAUCAGUGUCUCCCUACUUGCAUCCACUUUGUAUGGCAAAGUGUUCACGCUAUUGAUCAUUAUGGACAUGAAGUGGAAACAAAGGGCCCCCUUAUUUGCGCUUCUCAAUGGACAAUGGAGUGUAUGAUUGGCAACCUCGUUGAAGAAAUUCAGCAACCUUCUAACCCAUAUGCAAACCUUGGUCAGCAUGCAAUCCACCAUGCACAAAUCAAUGCUUUGAAAUCCAUCAUACCCUCGCUUGACACCAGUGACAUGAAACACCUUCCCCGCUUUGCAAAAGAUCUCGGAAGUGGAUAUGCAUUAUUGAAGUGCCAAGAUCAGACAAGCCAUGCAACAACUUUUUCAAAUGAUGGCACCAUUCGUGUUUGUCAGUGGGCUCAUCUACAGCUCCCAAACGGACAAAUUGCCCGUUCUCUUUGGAAAGAAACACAUUUCAAUGCCAGACAGUCACAAAAUGUCAAGAUCAUGCUUGAUGGCAAACCCAGAGUUGGCGAAGUGCAAUAUUAUAUUGAGUGUUGUAUUGACCACACAAGGCCUGUUGAAGCUCUCGCAGUUAUCAAACUGUUCUCUCUCCCUCACCAGGAGCUCCUUCGACAGUCUCACACAACUUUCAUAUCCUGCCAAUACCUUGGCGAUGCUGGCACAAUCGUCGUGAAUGUCAAAUUGAUUCAUUCUGUUGUUGCCAUGGUCCUGCAUAAACUCAAUGAUGAGGACCGGUUCUAUAUGGUUGAAAAGCCCGGUGCAGAUGUGACUUACCUUGGUGGGUACUUAGAAGAGGACGAGCAAAUAGUAGACCAGCAAUAAUGAUAAUAUGAGCAUCUGUACUUGCAAAGAAGUAUAUCACAUGGGCUUGCUGUGGGGUUGGUUGACUAAGCACCCCAGAUGGAAC
This is a messenger RNA of Suillus subaureus, 1240 nucleotides long. RefSeq lists its product as uncharacterized. The record is from RefSeq and is a predicted model, not a curated record. The transcript is spliced from 3 exons. Lineage: Eukaryota; Fungi; Basidiomycota; Agaricomycetes; Boletales; Suillaceae. Bases 343 to 1155 code for a protein of 270 amino acids.